Messenger RNA from Fusarium poae, 1539 nucleotides. RefSeq lists its product as uncharacterized. The record is from RefSeq and is a predicted model, not a curated record. The transcript has 8 exons. Lineage: Eukaryota; Fungi; Ascomycota; Sordariomycetes; Hypocreales; Nectriaceae. Gene Ontology annotation, molecular function: acyltransferase activity. Bases 1 to 1539 code for a protein of 512 amino acids.
AUGGCACCUUUGUCACCAUCGAUGCCAAUCAUCAUCGGGAUCGGCGAGAUCUGCCAGAGGGACUUCACUAUCGAAACAUGCAGUGAGCCGGCUGAACUCAUCUCAUCAGCCAUCCGCGGUGCAUUCCAGGACUCUGGUAUUGAUUCCAUUGAAAGAAUAGAUAGCAUUUCAGUCGUCCCACCAUGGUCUUGGAACUACGAUGACCUGCCGAAGUUGCUUGCACAAAGACUUAGCAUCCAACCAUCUCACCUUGAACUCUCUAAACAUGGAGGAAAUACACCUGCUCUCCUUUGCGAUAAAGCAGCAGCCAGAAUCGCUUCUGGGAAAUCCAAAAUGGCUGUUGUUACAGGAGGAGAAGCAUUGGCCUCGCUAUUCGCAUGUCAAAAGGCUGGGAGAUUACCUCCACCAGGAUGGACAGCCGUAGACCCCAAUGCUAAACGAUAUAGUCCUGGGGAUACUUCACUUAAACAAGGAGCUGGUGCGACACAUUCUAUCGGCAAUCCGAUCCAAGUAUACCCUCUGUACGAAAACGCAUACAGGAAGCAAAAUCAGCAAUCCUAUGUAGAGAACCACAAUGAAUCAGCCGAGCUUUAUUCCCAGUUCGACAAGAUCGCAUGUCAGCAUCCUAACAGUUGGAGAGCAGGCGAAACCCCCAGAAGUCUUGAAGAUAUCAAGACAGUGAGCAAACGAAAUAGGAUGAUAUGUACACCUUAUCCACUGUUGAUGAACGCAUUCAAUGGAGUCAAUCUAGCUGCUGCUUGUAUCAUCACGUCAACGGAAUACGCUACCGAGUUGGGAGUACCGCGCGAGAAAUGGGUGUAUAUAACCGGUGGUGCUGGCUCCAACGACAGCCAAGACUUCUGGGAGCGAAAGGAUUAUCACUCAAGUCCAGCUAUUGAGUAUUCCAUCGACAAUGCUCUCAAGGCCGCCGGACUCGCUAAAGAUGAGAUAGACUGCUUCGACUUCUACUCGUGUUUCCCUAUUGUACCGAAGAUUGCUUGCAAGCACGUUGGACUUGACCUGCUGGAUCCAAAGAAACCCAUCACACUCCUGGGUGGAUUGACUUCAUUCGGUGGCGCCGGUAACAAUUAUUCACUACAUGCCACUGCAGAGAUGGUCAGAGUUAUACGCAAUGGCAAAUAUCAGAACGGUCUAGUCCUUGCCAAUGGCGGAGUUCUAUCCUGGCAACACGCCAUCUGUCUCUCAGCGCAACCGAAGAGGAAUGGCUCACCUUACCAAGUACAAAACGUUCUCGACAAUGGGCAAAUGUCUCAAGGUCCGGCGUUCACUUCCAAGGCACAAGGCAAAGCCAUUAUUGAGACAUACACUGUGGAUCAUGAUCGAAGUGGCCCGAAAUUGGGGCAUAUUGUAGGAAGGCUUAUUGAAACUGGGGAGAGGUUCAUUGCGAAUCAUGGUGAUGAAAUGACUUUGUCGGCUCUGGUGAGUAUCAGCACUGAACCAAUUGGUAUGAAAGGCUUCGUCGAAGUCGGCUCUGAUGGACGAAAUUUGUUCUCUGUUGAUCCACCGGUAAAGCUGUAG